Messenger RNA from Anneissia japonica, 1491 nucleotides. RefSeq lists its product as uncharacterized. The record is from RefSeq and is a predicted model, not a curated record. NCBI's taxonomy places the organism in Eukaryota, Metazoa, Echinodermata, Crinoidea, Comatulida, Comatulidae. The coding region runs from base 184 to 1491 and encodes 435 amino acids. The transcript has 2 exons.
CGGCAGCAACAAGACAAGCGAUUGAUAAAAAGUGAUCAGUAGUGAUAAUAAAACCAACAUAGUCACAUGCAAAAAUACUGUACAGGCCUACAUUAGUAAGCAAUUUUGAAACAACGUUAUUUGCGACCUGUUAACUGAGCCGCUAGAUCUAUCAGGUAGUAAGAUGGUGUAAUUACAGUCACUAUGGCACCACAAAAAAUGUGUGUUCUAGAAAAAGAUUUUAAUGUUGACUUCAAGUGCACCAUUCCUUCACCUAGCGCGGAUAAUGCUGAACACAAGAUGAAAUGGUUUUUUCGAAAUGAACCAAUUGAUUUUGAUGACGAAACAGUUCUAGAUAGCGGUGUAACAAUUAAAAAAUACAAAGAACUGUACAAUGAACUAAGCAUAAGGAAUAUCGAACGUCGAGACGAAGGCCAUUACAAAUGUCAAGUUGGAAAUACAGCUGUCGAAUACAUUGGUGAGCUGACAGUGGGUAAUUGUCUAGACGAAAACCCAUUCGUAAGAUGUGACAUGACUCUUUCCAACUCAACGUCACGUACAGAUCGUAACAACAUAACGAUGAUUGCCGGACACAUUCUUCAAGUAAAUAUAUCUUGCAAGGCUUUUAUUGGCAACAAUGUUUUAGUCAACAUUACAAUAAUAAAUGUUGCUAACCAUAGCACUGCACCAGCACUUCCUGUCUAUUAUCACGUUGAAGAACAGUCCAGUGCUACACGCGGAGUGUAUGUAAGUCACGCAGUAGACGUCGCAGGUUUAGAUGGACGGCAAUUCUGGUGCGUGGCAGAUCAUCCAAAGAUGUCACAUCCGGUCAACUGCUCUACUCCUUCACUGAUAACGCCUAAAGUAAAGAUUAAUGGAAAUGCCGACAACACGCAGUUCGAAUGUAAAGUGGAAUCUUAUCCCCCGUUUACAUCAUACCAGUGGAAACUUUGCCGUUACCCAGAAAAGGAAACGAAUGUUCAAAAAGAAGAAUGUGAGAUAUUGAACAUCACAAGCAGUAAUUUGAAUUGGACAAACAAUGGUGGAAUGAAAGAAUGGUUUGUAUUGAUAUGUGAGGUUGAAAAUGCUGUUGGAAUAGGACAUGGUGAACUGACAAUUAUUCUUAAUAGGGAAACUAGAAAGAAAACAGGAAAUAGCAAUUCCAUCUUGGUAAAAUUGUACAUUGGUGUUGCCUCCUUAUUAUUAAGUUUUCUCGUUGUCUUGGUAUAUUGUUGUAAACGUUCAAGACGGAGAACACGCGUUAAAAGAAAAAAGAAAGCAGAAACAUUUGAAGAAGUUAAGGUAAGCACUGCUUACAAGCCCGAUAUUUCACAUUUGCUCCAAAUCACAACAGAUCCGUCGUCACUGCAUGCAACUCCAGUAAACCCGAUGAAGAAAUGCGCGACUUACGCGUAUGAUUCCCAAUCCGACAAUCAAAAAGUACGACCUGUAUAUUUUACACUGGAGAAGGAAAACAAAUACCGACAAACCAACAAAAUAAAUGACUUAUAA